AUGAGUAGACGUUCAGGUUCAUCUUUAACCCCUACGCCUGAAUCAGUGAAUAAAUGGAAGAUUCCACAUUAUUAUAAACGAGGUAGCAAGACACCUUCUAAAGCGUCAGCUCAAACAGUUAAGAAUUAUAACAAUUUAACUAAAAAUUUAUAUCCUUCGGAUAUUGGAUCAAGUUAUCCCAAGAGUUUGGAAAAUGGAUCACCAAAUGCAAUUUAUACUAGUGCCGCUGUCAGUGGUAUUCCAGGUAACAAUAUAAUAGAAACAAAUUUGGCUGAUGAAAAUAAAUUUUUCACCAAUUAUAAUAGUAAUAAAAAUACACCGAUUCAACAAACUAAAAAAUUAUCUAGAACUAGUGAAGUUCGAUUUGUUAAUUAUACAGGGAUAGAUAAUGGGAAUCAUACAUAUCCUAAUAAUGAAGAAUCACCCACAUCUAAAUAUUCCAAAAAAAUGAACGCCACUACAACUAGAAAUGAAUUUGAAAUAAAUUCAAAUAAAAUCAUACCCAUGUUUAAUAAACCAAAUAAUAUGAAUAGUAAUACUAAUAUAAGUCCUGGGACUUAUAGUACUGAAAUUAGUCCUCAAAAUAUUGAAUUGAAUAUGAAAUCGCCAAGUGAUUCUGUUGGAUCUAGUGGUAGUACAGGAUCAUUGAAAAGACCAUAUAUUAGUUUUUUAAAACAUGAUGGAUUUUAUAAUCCUGCUGCAUUAAGCAAAUCCAUUCAAACGAUUGGAUCCAAUGCAGGAACCCCUACAAGUUCAUCUUUCCCACAGCGGACGUUGGAAAUACAAGACAGCAUUAUUAAUAAUAAUAAUAAUAAUAAUAAUAAUAAUAAUAAUAAUAUAGAUGAAGAUAAUGAAGUUGUACCACGAUCUAAACCUGAUCCAAUCUUGGCCAAACCACCAUCGACUACUGCUACUACUACCACAUCGACGUCGACUACAACAACGACUUUUUUCAAUGAGAAUUUUGUUAGUAAUAGUAGUAGAUCACGUAACAAUUCGAGUACCAAUUCUGGUAACACCUCACGUAACACUUCUCGUCAUAAUUCUAUAACAAAUAUGAAGAAACGUACCAAUUCAUAUUCUAAUUCAUAUUCUAAUUCUAAUGGCAGUUCUAAUUUAAAUACCCCUUUAAACACACCUAAAAAUACAUCUCAAUUGAAUUCUCAAUUUAAUUAUAUUAAUAUUCCUAAAAAUAAGAAUGAAUUUCGAAUGAAUGAAAUUAGUCGAAGUCAAUCCAAUAAUGUUGCAAGUACGAGUAGUUAUAAUAAGAUGUCAUCUACAAUGACGGGUCAAGAUGUUGCCAGCAGUAGUCCUAAAAUGAUUACGAAGGUUAGUAAAGAUGAGAAUGAUGCUGCAAUUGCAUUUAGUAAGAUGUUUUCUACAAGGAAAAGAACAAAUACUGAAGAAUCGGCCUCAUCAUUUAAAAGUUUCCAAAGUCAAAAUCAAAAUCAAAACCAAAAUCAAAACCAAAACCAAAACCAAAACCAAAACCUAAAUCAAAUUCAAAACCAAAUUCAAAGCCAAACGAUACUUGCCAAUGAAGAGACAGCACCAAUGUAUUCACCUGUAAGAAACACCCCCACGACUACUCGUCGCAUGAUGUAUUCUAGAGUCAAUAUGGGCCGGAAUAGUUCAGGAAUGAAUGAAUCAAGAUAUCUUGAUAGAGGAAGCACUACCGAGGAGGACAUCUACAAGAGUCACAAGAGACAACAAUUAUCCAUCAGUGAUGUUAAUUUGGAACAUUCGAAAUCCAUGGGACAAGUAAUGUACGAGAGGAAUCCUAACAGAUUUACUGGGGUGAUUGAUGAAUUCCCACUUAGUAAUGAAGAAUUUGAAGAGACUAAAGAUCAACCCGUGAUAUUAGAAUCUUCUAAUGCCAAUGCCAACACAAUUGCAAGUGAGAAUAGUGGAUUAGCCAUUAAAUUUAAUAACGAACCCAAGAACAAACAAGAUAUGAGCAUAGAUGCACAUGAUAUAUUGAACGACAUUUUACAAGGGUACAGUGGGAACAUGAACAUGAAUAUCCCCAUUGACAUGAACUUGGAACUAUUGAAUGCCAAUACCAAUGAACCUGGGAUGGGAAACUCCACAGGGAGCCCCACAGGGAACCCCAAUGGGAACUCUACAGGAAAUGUAAAUGGAAAUGUAAAGGUAAACGCGACUGGAAAUUCAAAUGGGAAUGAAACAGGAAAUGACUUUGAUAUUGACUCGUUAGACUUGUUUUUCUCAGGAAACCAGAAUGAGCCAUAA
Molecule: messenger RNA, 2250 nt
Organism: Henningerozyma blattae CBS 6284
Lineage: Eukaryota; Fungi; Ascomycota; Saccharomycetes; Saccharomycetales; Saccharomycetaceae
Gene: BCK2
Product: Bck2p
Exons: 1
Coding region: 1-2250 (749 amino acids)
Source: RefSeq, a predicted model, not a curated record